Malaya genurostris is the source of this 891-nucleotide messenger RNA. Its product is annotated as brachyurin-like. Lineage: Eukaryota; Metazoa; Arthropoda; Insecta; Diptera; Culicidae. The record is from RefSeq and is a predicted model, not a curated record. Gene Ontology annotation, biological process: proteolysis. Gene Ontology annotation, molecular function: serine-type endopeptidase activity. Bases 1 to 891 code for a protein of 296 amino acids. The transcript has a single exon.
AUGAAGACUGUCGCCCUGUUCGUUGGCGUCCUGGCUCUGGCCUCGGCUUCAGUCGAUUUAUCCAAAGUUAAAUUUAUUGAUGAGUUGGAUGAAUUCUGGGAACAGUUGGAUCCGUCUUUGCAAAAGCUUCGUGGAACGAAUGCGGCUUCGGAUAGCAGAGUAGUUAACGGCAAGGAAGCCAAGCCGGGACAGUUUCCGUACCAAGCCCUGGUGUUGAGUUACUUCGAGAAUGGCAGUGGUGGAUUGUGUGGAGGUACACUACUGACGCAAAACUACGUAAUGACAGCGGCCCAUUGCGUUUUUAAAAGAACUGUGCCUACACAUGGAACCGUCACUCUUGGAGUUCACAAUCGACACGUAGAAGAAGAAACCCAACAGAGAAUCAAUCAUGGUUCCGUCAACGUUCAUCCGAACUACACCGCAUCGUAUUUGCGUAACGAUAUCGCCACCAUCCGACUGUCAACUCCGGCAGUGUUCAACGAAUUUGUUCAACCCAUCGAUCUUCCCGCCAUUUCGGAUACACGCAGAUUCUCAGGAUUCACGGGAAUCAUCUCAGGAUUCGGACGCACUACCUCUGAUUCGCCUGUUUCCGACGUGGUCAUGUACACUACCAACCCGAUUAUGACCAAUGCUAAUUGUCUAUCGGCGUUCCACUCCUAUUCGAUUCAACCGCAGAACAUCUGUCUAUCCGGAAAUAUAGGUCGGUCGGUGUGUAAUGGCGAUUCCGGUGGCCCACUAGCCGUUCGGGAAAAUAAUCGAACUAUACAGGUUGGUGUUGCGUCGUUCAUCCACUGGAAUGGUUGUGGUUCCGGUUAUCCUUCUGGAUUUGCCCGCGUCUCGUACUUCCUGAAUUGGAUAGCCGAAAACUCUGAUGUUGUGCUCCGGAACUAG